UCCUGAACACACACUCUGAGCUCUCAUAUCUCUCACCUCUCUGAUCUCAUCAGGUCAACUUUCAGCUGUGAAAAUUUUAGAUCAAGUCCAGUUGUCAAGAUGCAUGCGUUGCUCCUUAUAGUCCUGCAUGCUGCACUGUGCUGCGCCACCACAAACAGCCACCAAGAAAACAUUGAGACUCUAAUGGAUAAUGUUCUGGUCCUGAGGGUUCCUCAUAGUCUGGGUACCAGGGUGAACGUUCCUCUGACCUGCUUAGAAGAUUAUCAAAACCAACCUGUGUUUUGGAAGAAGAACGGCAUGGACCUUAAUCCACCUCUGCAGGGGAACCAGGUCAACAUACUGGUGGAAGAGAUGGAUGGUGGAAACUACACUUGUCACCACGGUUCAGACGGAUCAUACCUCAACCACACUAUGAUCCUGAUCCAACUAGACCCGGACAACAGGACUGUCAUACUGAAAGAAAAAUCCCCUGAAGACGGUCACAUCCACUGUUCAGCACCGAACUAUAGAGGCUCCUUCCACUGCACCUGGACAAGAACAGAGUCCAGAUCCAGCGCUGCUGUGCUCCUGGUGAAGGCAGAACGUAAUUUAGAAAAGAUACCUUGUGAGCUGGAUGCUGAUGGAUCAGGGGUUCACUGCCAGGAUGUCAACUGCCCACACGAGGAGGAACAACACCGCAUAUCCCUCAAAGUUUACAUACACAGCUACUCUCGGCUAGAGGCGUACACAAAGGUGUUCUACCUGAGAGACAUUGUGACGCCGGCAAAACUCCCUAACCUGCAGUCCAGUGAUGGGAAGGUGUUCAGCUGGAACUACCCUGACACCUGGGAGAAGCCCUGCAGCUACUUUAGCCUGCAGUUCCAGGUCAAGGUGGUCCAAAACGGACAUUCCUGUAACAGUGAAGAGUACAUAAUGCACAAAACCACUGAGGAAACUAAGUAUGUGGUGAAUGUCAAAACCAAGAGGUAUGUCUUCUGUGUGCGGGCUCAGGACAAGCACACCGGCGGGCCAUGGAGCCACUGGACUCAAUGCGUAGUGAAUAAACAAAAUGUGAAAUGCUAACUUCUUUCACUGGACUGCAGCCAUAAAGGAAGAAAGAAAACAAGGAUGGAAGCAAAAUUUUUCUAAGAAUUACCUAAUUAUGUAUCGUAGUGACAUAUGAAAUAUAUCUAGUCACUCACUUUUUUUUAAGCAAUUUACAAAACGUUGUACUUUGGGAGUCAAUGUAUACCUGUACAGUAUUUAUUCCUUCAUUCAUUUAAGUAGUCUGGAUUGAAUUACAGUAUAUUUUUGAAACAAAUGUAAUGAUUGAGUUGAAAUACUCAUUCAUUUACACCCCUUGUAACUUAUUUAUAGAUAUCCUUUGAC
This is a messenger RNA of Thunnus maccoyii (southern bluefin tuna), 1368 nucleotides long. It is a transcript of the gene il12bb, whose product is annotated as interleukin 12B, b. Bases 100 to 1062 code for a protein of 320 amino acids. Gene Ontology annotation, molecular function: protein binding. The transcript is spliced from 9 exons. NCBI's taxonomy places the organism in Eukaryota, Metazoa, Chordata, Actinopteri, Scombriformes, Scombridae. The record is from RefSeq and is a predicted model, not a curated record.